Molecule: messenger RNA, 664 nt
Organism: Paramecium octaurelia
Lineage: Eukaryota; Ciliophora; Oligohymenophorea; Peniculida; Parameciidae
Source: the annotation of a GenBank genome assembly
AUGAAAUCAAAAAAACAUAUUGGAUCAUCUACUACUCAAUUUGAAAUAUUGAUGUUGAAAUUUAAUUGGAGCAUGAAAAUGAAUGCUCACCAAAAGAUAUUUAUAAGAAGAUGCAGAUAACCAUUAUAUGAUCUCAAAAAUCAUGGGAAUGAGCAUCCAGAAAGAAUUGUCAAAAGACAUGUUCGCCAUUUAUCAGAUCAAGUUGAUGAUUCAAUGGAACAACUCAAAUUGCUGGAAUUACUCAAGCAUAGAAGAACUCCAACUGACAAUUUUCAUAAAUGCAAUUCUUCGAAUCUAACUCGAAUCUACAGCAAUAGGAAUCGAGAUAUAAAUUCUUCUUUCUUUCAAUCUGAUGAGAAUAAUAUCAUAAAUGAUUAAUUUUUGGAAUUAUUUAAGGAUCAAAAAGAUUAAACAUAUUUUGGCAUCUUGAGUAAAUUUGAAAUCCAUAUUAGCACCAAGAACUCAAAUUGAAUAGGAGAAUCUCCAUAAAUUGUUGGAACAUAAAAGAUUGAAUUCAAAUGAUAUUCGUACAUUCAUUUAAUUAGUCAAGAAACCAAGAAUAGUACUAGAAGAAGAAAAAAAUUAAUAAUCAGAAUCUAGUACUAAUUUUAAAUUAUUGAUUUUCUUAACGAUAUUACUAUUUAUUGUAAUAACACUUAUUUGA